Molecule: messenger RNA, 935 nt
Organism: Paramecium octaurelia
Lineage: Eukaryota; Ciliophora; Oligohymenophorea; Peniculida; Parameciidae
Source: the annotation of a GenBank genome assembly
AUGGAAGUAUUUCAUCUAAAAAUCAUUGCAAUACAAGACUCCACUAAUUAAGUAUUACAAUAUUGCUUAUACUUUUCAAAUCUAAAAUUAAUGAAUAUUUACUCACUGCAUGGGUACAAAAUAAUUUAACCUCUCAAGUACUCAGUUAGCUAAAGUUAUUUAGGUAUUUUAACGACCAAGAACAAUAGCAAAUAUCUUAUGCUUUUUUUGUUUCUAUAUAUACCAGAUGUUCAAUUGAAAUAAGUUAUAAAAGUAAGUAAUGACCAAUGGUUUUACAUAAAUGAUAAUAUAUUUUACCAUGAUGAACAAGGGGAUUUGUCGGUAAUUAAUAUGCAUUAUUUCAACAUAUCUUGCUAAUUAAAUUAAAACAAUUAUUCUGAAUUUUUUUAAUACAAUAGUAUUAAUCUUGAGUUAAAAUCAGAAAUAGACAAUUCAACAAUUGGAUUGAAACAAUUAUAGAUUUUAAUAUUAAAUUAAUGUCAAAAAUUAUAACCAAAACAAGCAAAAUUAUUUCUCUUGAGUCAUUCAAAUAACACUUUAAGUAUUCAUCUUGCUCAAUACUUUUAUGGGGCUGUAGAUACUUUAUAUUUGAAUGGGCAAUGUGAUGCUAAAUUAAAAGGACCAUUUUUAGUAAAAUAUUAGAUAGAUGAAUGUAAAAGUGAGAUUAUAGAUGAAGAAAUUUGUUUAAAAUAUGACAAAUUAUAAUUAGAACCUGAUAGAAACUCCUAAAUUAUAAAUUCUCUAGUAUUUAAUUUCGGAUUUAACUAGGUUAAAUUAAGGUAGGAUAUCAUUAUAAUUUAGAUUAAUUAGUCUAAUGUUCUUAUUUUUCCUUAAAAUUAUUUCUUAAUCGAUAAUUCUAUUGUUAUUUUUAAAAUAGUUAACUUUUCUCUCCAAAUUUUAAUAAUUAAGCCAGAUUUGGAAUAAACUACAUUUGA